AUGGCCCGCACACACAAGACCACCCAGAUCAAGGCAAAGAUGCCAGAACAAGAGCGUGUGGCCGAGGAAGCGCGUCAGACCAACCUCGCUCUCUUGCGUGCUGCACGUACGCGCUCAGAGCGAACACUCGCCAGAGAUAUCAUGGAUACAUCCUGCGCGGGUUCGACUGAAGUAACAGAGGACAGCGAAGCCCAAGAUCGCGCGGAGGAUGCAACAGAGGGCACAUCAGAUGAAGAAGGGGGUGAUGGGGAAGCGCAGGUAUGCGUGGACACACCGAGUGAAGCAAAGAAGACUACGGAUGAUGAAGAGGACGCUUCGGGUGAGGAUGAAGAGGAUGGCGAGGAGGAGCAGGUCGCAUCGAACGAAAAGGGAGAGGACAAAGCGGAAGAAGCCGGUGUGGAAAAGGAAACAACGAGAACGCGUCGUCAAGGAAAGAAAAGAACCGUAUCCGAUGUCGAUGAAGAAGAGCUGGUUCAGGCUCCUGCGUUUAAGGCUCAGCAUGAUUCGUGGUCCUCGCUGGAACAGCCUCUCAAGAAAUACAUGGAGACGACGCACCAAAACAUUGUGGUGACAGAGGUGAUCAAUGUAGCUCGUAGCAAUGCUGCUCUUCGGCGUCAAGUAAGGUACCAAGGGCUUACUGACUCAGAGUUGCCUCUCGUCCCUGCAAAGAUGGAACCUUAUCAGCGCAAGUUUAUCUGUACGCAUGAAGUGUACGCCCAUAAUCAUCGGGUCUCCGAAGACAUUAACAGGUUUUACCCAGGUAUUCGCCAGGUUCCGGCGGACUCACCAUUGAUACCAGAUAUUGAGUUGCUGGUUGAAGCCGAAGCCGGGACAACAAGCGUGUACAACUACAUUCGAGAGAACACAAAUCACCGAGUUACCAUGGAUGAUGUCCACAAUCUACUUCGCCGGCUACUUAAGCAAAGUAAAUGUUUGGACAUGCGCGAAGUCGAGGUGUUUCUCAAGAAGCUUCCCAAAGAUCGCGCGCUGUAUUGCCACUUUCACAUGAAACACGCCAUCACCAACAUGACUUACUCCAUAACCGAGGAGGACUAUCAAAUGCAUCGUGAAGAGUUUAAGAUCCUCGCUUGCCAAGAUGAUCGUACCAAACUGUGGGAGUAUUUUGACAAGAACUGGGACGACUGCUGCGAGAUAUGGGUGAUGACGUAUCGAGUUGAUCUGCCUCACUUUGGCAAUCACAUCAACAACCGCCUUGAAAGUGCUUUGGACAACCAGCGACGCAAAGAGGAAGAGUAUCGGUCUAAGGUCGAGAUGCCUGGCGCCUUACGGGACGUGGCAGCAGCGAUCAAGACUCAAUACGACGUUGCUACGGAUGCUGCCGUUGUUAACAACUACACGUUUAGCAACAAUGGCACAACUGUCUCUGUCAGCGGUGGUGAACGUGAGUAUCUUCUCAAGAAAGAGGGUUACUUGUGCGACAGUGGGUUUGCUCAGACCAUGGAGCUUCCCUGCAGACACGCCAGGAUGUACAAAAUGAGCUCUGACAACCCAUUCAUUAUCCCCUUCUCGACAAUUGCGCCAACCUGGCUCUCGCAACAGGAGUUGACAGAGGUGGCGGCGCCGUUUGUAGCUAAGAUAUACAAAGACCAUUUACAAGCUGCUGAUGGAAGGUUGAGUAUAGCGAAGAAAUACAGUCAGGCCCAGCAGGCACUUAGUCGCAUUAGUGGCGAGCUUGCGAGGUUCGAAGACGAUGCCUUCGCGAGUGCGAUGUCGCAGUUGGAUUAA
Messenger RNA from Phytophthora nicotianae INRA-310, 1746 nucleotides. RefSeq lists its product as hypothetical. The coding region runs from base 1 to 1746 and encodes 581 amino acids. The record is from RefSeq and is a predicted model, not a curated record. The transcript has 6 exons. Lineage: Eukaryota; Oomycota; Peronosporomycetes; Peronosporales; Peronosporaceae.